GAGAGAGUAUCGGAACGAGAAGUAUCUGAUCGUUAUCCUAGAGAGAAACCCCUCGGUUUCGCUGUGGAUUACUACUAUCAUCCAAGAGCGUAACUACUGGAAUUGUAUUAUUUGGGGGAAUUUCGAUUUCUGGAUUAUAUUACAAUUACAAGGAAAACAUGACUCUGGAGGAACUUGUUGGAUGCAACAGCACUGACAGAAAAAUGGAAACUGUGAGUGAAGCUCUCGAGGAGCUGCUAGUGGCUGCACAGCGGCAGAACUGUCUGACAGUGGGAGUCUAUGAGUCUGCACAGCUGAUGAAUGUAGACCCAGACAGCGUAGUCCUGUGCGUCCUCGCGACCGACGAGGAGGAUGAGAAUGAUGUUGCGCUGCAGAUCCACUUCACGCUCAUCCAAGCCUUCUGCUGUGACAUCGACAUCAACAUUGUGCGCGUCUCCGGCAUGAGGCGUCUGGCACAGGUUCUCGGUGAGCCGAUCUCCACCGACAACAACGCCAACGAACCCAGAGACCUCCACUGCAUACUUGUAACUAACCCACAAGCCGAGCAUCUCAAACUGAACGAGGUGGGCAGUUACUGCAAGGAAAGCCGUUGCAGAAACCAAUGGGUGCCCUCCAUUGCCCUGCAAGAACGCUGAGGAUUUCGUGUGCAUAAAUGUGUGCUACAAAGUUUGAAGAAAAAUUAUGAUCAACAGCCAUGAGGGCAUACACAUCAAUUCAAAAGGAAUGAGUCCUUUCUGAAGCUUCCAACUCCGUGUUUAUGGAAUUAUAAGCGCCGGAGGAUACCGGAGACAUUUGUCUGCGUUCCUAGUGCUGCAUGACUGGUGUUAUUGGUCUUCGGAGGGACAGAAAGAGCACCAGGGUGGUCGGUGGACUGUCUGUGUCGCACAUCGAAAGGGACGUACUCCCUGGUGGUAUUUCCAGACUGAAACUAUGCGUACUGUAUGGGCGCACUCUGCCUCCCACGUGGGAGUGUAAUGAAUAACACAAGACUCAGACCUGACUAUGUUGUCAUAGGUCUAAAGAGGAGGAAGAAGAACCAGAGACUGCUGUUUUAUGACGGAAGUUGUCUUGCCUGUUUUAUUUAUGCAUAACACUGAUGUCAUUAACAACAAAUACUUUAUUUGGUUAUUUAUGAAUUGAAAAAUGUUUACUUUUUCUUUUUAAAUAAAAUUUUUAUGCUUGAAUC
This is a messenger RNA of Myxocyprinus asiaticus (Chinese sucker), 1186 nucleotides long. RefSeq names its product growth arrest and DNA damage-inducible protein GADD45 beta-like. The transcript has 4 exons. The record is from RefSeq and is a predicted model, not a curated record. Gene Ontology annotation, cellular component: nucleus; cytoplasm. NCBI's taxonomy places the organism in Eukaryota, Metazoa, Chordata, Actinopteri, Cypriniformes, Catostomidae. Gene Ontology annotation, biological process: regulation of cell cycle. Bases 159 to 635 code for a protein of 158 amino acids.